Messenger RNA from Stegodyphus dumicola, 1418 nucleotides. Its product is annotated as prolyl 4-hydroxylase subunit alpha-2-like. Gene Ontology annotation, molecular function: protein binding; L-ascorbic acid binding; iron ion binding. The record is from RefSeq and is a predicted model, not a curated record. Gene Ontology annotation, biological process: peptidyl-proline hydroxylation to 4-hydroxy-L-proline. NCBI's taxonomy places the organism in Eukaryota, Metazoa, Arthropoda, Arachnida, Araneae, Eresidae. Gene Ontology annotation, cellular component: endoplasmic reticulum.
GUCUUCUGCUCACCUACCCAACGAACGACCAGUGAAUUUCCUGAAGCGCCGCUUUUCGUUUACUUUCGCAGUCGUGGAAAACAUGCUGGAUUCGCUGGAAUUGCAAGCUUGUGUUCUUCCGCUUUCGUGCUGAUUAGUUGAAGUAACUAGUAGGGAUGAUGCGGUAUGUGUUUGCAGCAUUGCUGGUGACGAUGGUGCAAGCAGAUAUAUUCUCGUCCACCGCCCAUCUACAAAACCUUCUUCACUUAGAGCGGCAUCUUGUGACCACGUUGCACGAUUACAUAGACAAGACGGAAAUGAAACUUUCUCAGGUUAAAAGGUAUUUAAACUUAUUCUACGACUCUUAUCAAGAUGUCCUGGAGGACAAAGUGCCCGUUCCAAGCGACGGCGAAGACAUGGUCGCAAAUCCACUACAAGCCUAUCAGCUGGUCAAGAGACUGGCCGUCGAUUGGAACUUUAUCAGAAGUGCCAUGUCCACUGAUGACUGGUUUCCUGUCCGCAAACUGAUUCGUGACUAUCGUCAAUUGAUGCCUAAUAAAGACGACCUCCAGGGGGCAGCGCUGGCGCUGGUUCGUUUGCAGGACACAUACAAACUGAAUAUGACGGAUGUCGCAAGAGGAGAUGUUCUAGGAGUACCGCAGGGAACCACGCUGACCGCACGUGACCUUUUGUACCUGGGGAAACAGUCCUUCAAUGCCGGCUACUACGCCCACGCCAUUCGCUGGUUGGAGGAGGCCCUCAGCCAGGCUCAUCUCGAGGGUAACAGAACAGCAAGCGUAGCUGAAAUCAAUGCUUUUUAUCAGUCGGCGAUAGAAAUGCACGACAGGCUGUUUGAACUUCCAGACAUCGACCUCAGUGAUUAUGACACUUUUGGAUAUCCGCUGCAUGGAAAUUUGAGCCUUCGCCGUGCGGCAGUUGCUACAGGUCAUCAAAGUGAGCUGGGACCGGAUAUCUCAGUGCAUGACGAGCAGGCCAAUUACAUGGCUUUAUGCAGAGGAGAAAGACUCAGGAGUACAGCUGAAGAGUCCAAACUGUUCUGCCGCACAGAAACACGUAAUCAUCCGUACUUGCUUCUGCGACCGUUAAGAAUCGAAGAGAGGAGUAUUAAGCCUUACGUGGUUGUGUUCCACGACUUGCUAACAGAAAAUCAAACUGAAAUUCUCAGGCUGGUUGCAGAGCCCAAGUUGGCUCGAUCAAUGGUGCAGGCGAGCAAAGGCAGUGAAAUCGUCUCUGUGAGCAGGACCAGCCAGAAUGCGUGGGUGGGCCCCACAGACCACCCUCUGAUGGCUAACGUUUACAGACUGGUGGAAGCCGUGACUGGACUAUCCACUGACGUCGAGCAAGACCAUGCAGAAAUCGUACAAGUAAUUAGAAGCCUCGUUAAGUUCCUUACAUCUUGCUAAUAAUACAUAUUAAGC